This is a messenger RNA of Trifolium pratense (red clover), 564 nucleotides long. RefSeq lists its product as uncharacterized. NCBI's taxonomy places the organism in Eukaryota, Viridiplantae, Streptophyta, Magnoliopsida, Fabales, Fabaceae. The record is from RefSeq and is a predicted model, not a curated record. The coding region runs from base 1 to 564 and encodes 187 amino acids. The transcript has a single exon.
AUGGUGAAUGCUUCAGUUCUUGUAAAUUUGUUUUUAGGCUUUUCGGUUGGGGAGGAUGUACUGUAUAAGGUCACCUAUCUGCAGUUUGCUGAUGAUACUCUUGUGGUGGCCGAGAAGAAUUGGGCAAAUAUCCGAGCUAUAAAAGCUAUUUUGCUAUUGUUUAAAGUGAUGUCAAGCUUAAAAGUUAACUUUCAAAAAAGUUUAUUGGCUGAGGUGAAUGUUUCUGAUCCUUGGUUGGAGGAGGCCGCUAGUGUGUCACAUUGUAAAAUUGGAAAGACCCCUUUUAACUAUCUCGGUUUGCCUAUCGGGGGUAAUCCUAGAAGACUAUCGUUCUGGAAACCUGUCAUUGAUAAAAUUAAAUCUCGAUUGUCAACCUGGAAGUGUAGUAAUAUGUCUAUGAGGGGUCGUUUGGUUCUCCUUAAAGCUGCUUUGUCUUCGCUUCCAGUUUAUUUUCUUUCCUUUUUCAACGCUCCCGCAAGUAUUGUAUCUAUCAUCAAAUCUCUUUUUAAAUCUUUUUUGUGGGGUGGAGAUGAGGAGGCUCGUAAGGUGCAUUGGAUUCAUUAG